Molecule: messenger RNA, 7278 nt
Organism: Ooceraea biroi (clonal raider ant)
Lineage: Eukaryota; Metazoa; Arthropoda; Insecta; Hymenoptera; Formicidae
Gene: Lim3
Product: Lim3 homeobox protein
Biological process (GO): regulation of transcription by RNA polymerase II; neuron differentiation
Cellular component (GO): nucleus
Molecular function (GO): DNA-binding transcription factor activity, RNA polymerase II-specific; RNA polymerase II transcription regulatory region sequence-specific DNA binding; zinc ion binding
Source: RefSeq, a predicted model, not a curated record
UAGUGCUUGUCUCGUGAAAAAUUGUGGGUCACGCGCGGGGUCUCCGACAACGAUUCACGAGGACGACGAUUCAUCGAUCGCGCUAUAGAAGAACCAUAAAGAACGAUCAAGCUUCAUUAUUGGUGAUCGAGAAUACUCCAUCAGAUGAUCAUCAUUAAGGAAAAUUGGAGGUGAACCACUGAUCUCGACAAAGGAAAUAGGUUCACGAUGUUUCAUUAAAGUAGAGUUGGCUCUUCUAGAUGAAGACAGACGGGCUGGUAUUUCAAACCGCUCGUAAAAUGGUGGACGUCACUAUCACUCGCUAUGAAUAGACUUAAUCGACGUCGUGAAGUGAAAUAAACGAUCAGAGUGAAAAAAUACUCCGAAGACCGCGGAGUGAUACCGCGAGUGCCGCAGGUACUGGUGAACUGAUAAUCGGAAUCGCGUGAUGGGAAGCUACACCGUCCAUCAGAGAUCGAAGAGAUUAACGGAAAAAUCUCAUGCAUAUCACGGUCUUCACGGUGGCUGGUGCUCUGUGAGUGAAACUACUCGGAAGCAUAUUUCGUGAUGACGUUACGUACAGUGUGCACCGGCUUUAAGUGACAGACUUCGAUCAGACAUCACUAACAUCCGAAGACACUGAUGCUCCACGAAGACAUGUUAGUGCGAUAAGAUAAGCUCGACGAAUAGUCGACUUGUUUGUCCGGAUUAUUAAAACUUCGCAGCGAAUGUUCGCAGAGUCGACAUCAUCGUCUGCGAUUACGAUCUAAAGAAAGUCGCGCUGGGCAGGAAGAAUACUGGCAAAGGAUCGCUUCGAAGACUUCAUUCGCGCGAGUCAAAUGCUAUUCAUCAGUCCCAAGUAGGCAAUCAAGAAGCGAACUGCGCGAUUGAGACGAGCGUGCACUAACAAGUAAGAUUCCUCGGAGGCAACGGCAAUUUCAGACCACCAGCGAGAUAUCGAACAUCGAAUCUGCAUCGUCUCUUGCAAGAGGCAAGAUCGGAAUCGCCAGUAGACGAGGACACGAUAUCAGCCCGGUUGCGACCGACUUCCUCCCCGCUGAGGACACGAAGGUAGAUAGAGUGGAGAUAAAGAGCAACUUCAAGCACGAUAAGCCUACUAGAGAUGCUGAGGUGCAAGACACCUUCUCGAGAAGGGAUGUAUUACUGAUUGCAGCGAGAUCGGCAUCUUCUUGCUGGCAGAACAAUUGACAGUCGCGCGACGUUCGCCAGAAGUACUCGGUAGCAUCUUGUCGGAUCUGCAGGUACUCCGCCGGCGACAUGUAUCCGCUAGAUCAGCCCGCGAUCGAACUCGAUCAUCUACCUCUGCACAUUCCGGAGAUCCUUCACUCCACGAUACCAAAAUGCGGUGGAUGCCAGGAAGUCAUCCUGGACAAAUAUGUCCUGAAGGUCCUGGAGAGAUGUUGGCACGCAAGAUGCCUCACGUGUCGGGAUUGCGGCUCGAGGUUGACCGACAAGUGUUUCGCGCGAAACGGCCAUGUGUUCUGCAAAGAUGAUUUCUUCAAGUAUGGCAGGCGUUUCGGGACGAAAUGCGCGGGCUGCGGCCAAGGGUUGGCACCUUCGCAGGUGGUACGUAGGGCGCAGGAGCUGGUCUAUCACCUGACGUGUUUCUCGUGCGCCCUUUGCUCUCGGCAACUGGACACUGGCGACGAGUUUUAUCUCAUGGAAGAUAGGAAGCUUGUCUGCAAGCCCGAUUACGAGCAGGCGAAGGCGAAAGAAUUAGCAGAUGGUGGCAGCAUAGACGGUGAUCAACCUAAUAAGAGGCCGCGGACGACGAUCACGGCGAAGCAGCUCGAAACCCUCAAGUUGGCGUACAACACCAGUCCAAAACCGGCAAGGCACGUGCGGGAACAGCUGUCUCAGGACACAGGCCUCGACAUGCGCGUCGUUCAAGUCUGGUUUCAGAAUAGGAGAGCAAAGGAGAAGAGGCUGAAGAAAGAUGCCGGUAGGACAAGGUGGUCUCAAUAUUUCCGCAGUAUGAAGGGCUCCGGCGGUGGCGGUCACUCGCCUAGACACGAUAAGCUUCUCGACAAAGACGAGCUGAAGGUAGACUUGGACUCCACCUUUGGUCAUCACGACUUGAGCAACGACAGCUACACAACAGUCAACAUGGGUGUUGAUGGCGAGGGCGCGAGUCCAGGCGGCGGUGGCAAUGGAAUCGGGGGUGGACCACCCCGUGGAUACCUGGGGGCGACAACACCUCCGUACCUCUCUACGUCCAGAUCGCCGUCCUUACCACCCCAGUUUCCGUAUCCGCCGGACGCUGGCCUCUCGGUGUACACUACUCUCGGGGGAUCAGGCGGCAUGGUGCCAGGACCAGCGUCGGAUCUGAGCAACGAGUCGAGCGGUGGCGGCGGUGGCGGCGGUGGCGGCGGUGGCGGCGGUAACGGCGGUGGCGGCGGUUACCCCGAUUUUCCACCGUCGCCGGACUCCUGGCUCGGCGAGCCACCACCCCCGCACGCUCACCAUCACUCUCACUCCCAUUCCCAUUAUGCCACAUAACCCGCCAAAAUCGCGCGUCGCCAAAUACCGUAUAGAAUAACGUGCUGCCGGCGCGGGAUGUUCACCUGACGCCGUCCUCGUCGUCGUCAUCGUCACCGGAAGAGAACUCGAAGAGCUCGCCCCUGCCCGUUGACGUUCCGUCUAACGCAAUAACAGAUCCCGCAAAUUUCGGGAACGUAAAUCUGCUAAAACCUGCUCGAACGAAUUGGCUGAGAUUCUGUGUGAAUUUAUCUUGAUCUACAAUUCUACUUGCGUGUAAAAGAUUUAUUGGGUCGACCGGAAAAUUCCGAUUGUUUUAGCAAAAUUCGCAAAACACUUUGCAUUAAUCCUAAAUACUACUAAAUGCUUUGUGUUGGAAUUUUGUUAAAAAAUCCGCACGGACUUUUCGCUCAAUUCAAUAUAUAAAAAAGAGCAAAGAUAAAACUCCACUUUGCAGAAGAAUGAACAAUGAGCUAAAUUUUUUUAUACAUGAAUGUAUAAAAAAAUAUCAUAUUUGAGAUACAUGAUUCCUGGAUAUUUGUAACAUUGUUUCAAAUUAUUGUAAAAAAGACAAAGAUCGUUAUACUUUCGCUCUUGAAUCUUUUAUGCUACGCAAAAUCGGAGCAAGUCUAAAUUAACAGCGCAGAACUGUCCAUUAAAAUUCCGGAAAUUGUAACACAACGUCGCGUGAAACGACCACUCAUGAUGAGGGGCGAGGUCUCCCCCGACGAUGGGGCGCGAUGCGUACGUUCUACACGGCGGCUCGAUAGUCCACGGGUUAUUCUACACCGGUAUUUUACACCGUCCCUCUUCUCGAUCUCUCGUCAUCCGAGCGGCCGUAUCGACGCCGUGUAACGUUACACUUAUGGCACACGUACGAAUCGCAUUCGAGAUACUACGACUAAUCUAAAUAUAUUUAUGUACAAGUUCCUCGUUUCUCGGUAUUACGGAGUUUGAUUGUCGAGUAAUAAUAGGAGGUAGUGUUAAACGUGCCCCGGACUGUUCGAUACGCCGAUCGAUUCGUCGUGAUGCCGAGCGAAGAAAACGCAACGGCUGCGGCAACAGCACAAUCCACAUGAAUCCGUUGCUUAAAUCUGGUACUUGCUCUCCGCUGAAUUGAACCAGUCACCAGUUUGAUCUGCGACAAAUUCGAAAGAACUAGUAAAAUAAUAAUUAAAUAAUAAUUAGAUGAUAAAUAAGGAAAAGAACGAAGAGUUUUAAUAAAACAUGAGCGGUUUCAGUUUUAGACUAUUAAAACACGACGCAGUUACUGAUCUUUGGUCGAUUCAGCCGAGCAAGUUCGCACCUUCACGACGAAUGUGAUCAUACGUAUGACCAUACGACGGCCUAGACCUGAUUCCCAUGGUGUGAAUUUUUGAGAACACCGAAAGGCGACUGAAAUUAUUCUGCAACAAUCGCAUAAGUGGUAUUAAGAUUACAUACGUUCGAAAAAAUUGUGUGAUUAAAUAUCUUUUUGAUGAAAGACGCUUAAUUUGUUCGUCUUUUUUUCUAUCUUUAUGGCUUUUGAGUAUACGAGCAAGUUUUCGAAAUGUGUACAAUCUAAAUUCCAAAAAAGAGAAUAUAUAUUGUCUUGAUUUAAUUUCCAUUUCGGUGGUCUUCAAAAAUUCCGACUUUGAGAAAUCGGGUGCCAAGGCGUGCGUGUUGUGCGAUCUACCUUGCUUGCGUGUGACGCUAGAAUCUUGAGAUGUGCAUUGUAAAUAGUACGAAUUAGACCCAUAGGGAAGGUUGAUGCAGAAAGUCCAGAACGAUUUUACUUAUUACUCUUCCUUACGUAAUUAAUCUGAAAGAGGAGAAGAAUCAAAAUCAUUUUAUAUCCCAGUGAUGACCGCGUACACGCGUGAAACACACAAAAUUUGCUUUUCGAAUUCGGUGAUACCAUAUUUUGCAGAGGCAUCAUGCGAAAUGGAGUGAUCAAGAUUGGAAAUUGUUUUUAUCUUGCUGUAGAUGAAAUUGUGUAAAAAGAUCGACGUGCGAGAGUCGCAACAUUUACGAUGAACGAUUUAUUAUUUAAGUGUAAGUGAUACCGACGCGUUUGCAAACGCUUCUUCAGACUCACUUUGUUCAUGCUAUUCAUUCAAUAGAUGAUUAGAAAGCUACGACGAAUUUAUUCAGAAACAUUUCUCAGCGGACUAGCUCUAUUUCUGUCACUUGUGUCUAAUUAUAAAUUCCCUGAUAAUAUCCGAAUGGAUAAUAUCCGAUUGGAAGUUUCCGACAUCUCGUGAACAAGCAAAACUUUGAUUUUCAUCGAAAUAUUACGUUGAUAGCUAAAACUAGAACUGCAUUUUCAGUGAAUAUCGAUAUUGCAAAAGAUUUAAUACGCAAAGCCGAGAUUGCCUGAAACUUUCGUAGAGCUGACGAAGUAUGUGUUAUGUCUGUACAUAUAUGUAUCAUUUUAAAUUCUGAAAUCUUCUUAAAACAGUUAGAAACAUAAAAGUUUAAAAGUCAACUAUGCAUUGUUUGGCAUUAUUAUUAUAAAAAUAAAUUAUUUCAAGUUUCAUGUCGCUGCAUAUAAUUACAUGCAAUUGUAUAUUUUAUACACGUUUUCAUUACAACAAAAAUGUUCAUUUUGAUUUCAAGAAUAUAAUAUUCAAUCCAAAGAAUCGCGAAAGGCAAGAGAGGUGCACAAAAUGUUCAUAACAACAUUUUUAUUAAAUUUACAAUUAACACAUUAAUACAAUAAAUAGUCUUACUACAUAGAUCGCUCAGCUAAAAGAAUGAAAAACAAAUAUACGCCUUUUUCUUACAAAAUUUAGCAAUUUUAAUUUUCUAAGCGUAAUAAGAAAGCUUCUUAAGUUUUGUAUUGUGUCGGUCGUUCAGCUGUACCUAUGAAAUGUGCGAGAAUCUAUGGAUUAUCACUCGGGAAACAUGAUGGCCGAGGAGGUUACUGUCCACGUGCUCGAUUCCUCCAGUCGUGCUCUCCUGUUACUCGGGGUUUGCUAGGUAACAGGCGAGCAGGACUGAAGUUGGUGGCACAAGCUGUCGAUAUCCCGACACAGUUGAUAAAACAGUAGUACUGCCAACUCGAAUCGUGCGUUUGUAUCACUAUAGGUCCCCAAGUAUCAGACGAGCACGAGUGCAGGAAGUGAACGCUCGGGAAGAAACCCCCUUGCUCGGCAUGUUAUCCGGAUAAUAAUCCGUAAAUUCUCGGGAAUUUUCGACGGCCGGUUGUAUCACUAGAGGUCCCGAAGUAACAGGAGAGCACGGGUGAAGCGAGUGAACGCUAAGAAAGUAACUUCCUGGCUCGGCACGUCAUCCGGAUAAUAAUCCGUAAAUUCUCGGGAAUUUCGACGGCUCGGUGCUUGCCCGCACAGUACAAACUCAAACCUUUCCAUUCCGCUUGAGUGUACGAUGUACUGAUGACGAAAAUAAAUGUAGCAACGAAUAUUUUAUGCACUUUCAUUGCAUUUUAUGAUUCUGUAAAUUAAACACUGUAUUUGUAAAAUCAAAAUCGCUGAAUUUUGUAACGAGAACGCGCACAUUUUCGUCAUUUCAAGUGUCGGCAUUGCGGACGAUAUUUUCCAUUCUAUUAAUAAAUUAACUAUAAAUACAAACAUAAUUAUUAAUAUUGUGCACUUUUAUUGCGCUUCAUGAUUUUCUAGAUUAAAUGCUAUAUUAUUAAAAUUCAAAUUGUUACAUUUUGUGCAUAGAACAUGUAUAUUUGCAUCGUUUAACGAAGCCUCCCAGGUAGCACUCUCAUAUUCCAGCUAACUGCAUUAAUAAUAAAAUUUAAUAAUAAAUAUAUGUAACAAUAAAUAUUUGUGCACUUUUAUUACGUUUUAUGAUUUAUUUAGAUCAAACGCUGUAUUUUUAAAUUCAGAAUUGUCAGAUUUUAUAAUAAGGACGUGCAUAAAAUGUUCAAUCUAUUUAUACUUACGUGCAAAAUCUUGAGAGUAAAGAUGCACUUAUUCUUUCUAACAUUAUAAAAUUGUCGCUAUUUAAUUCCCUUAUUUUUAACUUUUACAAGAAGAUAUAAGUUUAAAAUAAUACGUAAAUGUAACAUUAAUAAAUAUUCCGAGAAUCGAUUUCCGAAAUACGAAGUACUAAUAAAUAAUAAUCGUGACAUCGUACUAGCUGCAGAUUGUCUGUGGUCAAAACUACUAUUUUACAUUACACAUAAAAAAUUAUUCUAUUUUCUAGAUUUCUUAUCUAUUAAUACCUUGUCACAAACCGUAUCGUUAAUGCGUCUGAGAAGCGAAUGCGAGGCCGUCACGAUCAGCAAAAUUAUACUAAUUUUAAACUUAUGUAUUUCGCGUUGCUACUCUGGCGCGGCGAUCCUUGCGAAGGAUUAUUGUAAUUCCGAGCUGCAUCUCGCUGCUGGCGACCGCAAAACUGCAUGCUUUGCGUACAACGCAAACGGCAGCGACGCAGCAGAAACGCAAGAACGUCACUGUAGAAUUGUAUAUAAUCUACAUCGAUAUAUAUACACGUAUAUAUAUCGCUCCCACAGUCCUUAUCCUUAUCCAUGCUCCCCAUCCAUGUUCCUUCCUUUUCCCGUACCAAAAAACGUACGUUCCAGCAAGGGGUGCGACGAUCGGCAAGGGAAGAACCGGAAACGGCAAGAAAGGUAUAUUAGACUCGUAAGAGAGAUUAAUGUUGUACAGUUAUAAGAAUCGUAUUUCUCUCUCCGCUCCUCGCCGGGCGCGCGGCCGCACGGGGAAUGAACACGUCCGCGCGGCGUCUCGGCGCAGCUCGUAAUCUUCACAUCGCUAUGUGAGUUAUUACGGAUCUUUAUAUUAUUAUCUAGUCAUGGAGUGAUAAUAAAAAUUCUAUCGUAAUCUU